AUGGAAUCUCAACUUCCUUUUGACGAUCCAUAUUUGCACGUCAGACGAGAAACAGAAGAACCCACAGAUUAUAAUGGGAUCAGGGGGCGGCCUUGUUAUUUUCGUCGAUUGUAUGAUGGACUUUUUCCGAGGAAAAUAGCAGGGAAGACUGUCACCUUUCACAACACCAACGACCUUACACAGCUUGCUGCUGAGAUCAAUCUCUUGAAACAGAAAAUGGAUAGUCUAUUUCCAGAAAGAGACCAGGCUAGAAUUCAGAACCAGGCUUUCUCGCAGCAGCUUGAAAAUUUCACUCGCGAAAACAAUGGACUCAACACCAGGUGCGAGAAGCUACAGCACGAUAUCAGCGUCUGCUUCAACCAGAGAAAAUCUUGCGAAGCAGCUGCUGAGAAGACUCUCGAAGAUCUAGACAGUACGAAAAGCUUACUUCAAGCAAAAAAGGACGAGCUUCACAAACUUGAGCAUAAAUACAACACAGUGGUCAUGGAUCAGAAAUCUCAAGCUCAAAAACAUCAAAAUCUGUUGGAAAACUUCGAAAUACAAAAGAGACAGAAUCUCACCCUGAGUAACGAGCUCACAACAUCCAAUAAUCAGAACCGUUUGACAUCCAAUUGUGUAGACUUGCCACAGAAGCUUGAAGCGCUCGAGGAAGAAAUUGAAUAUCAUAAACAAAAAGCCAUGAGAUUUCGAGAAAUCAUUCAAAAAUCAAAUGCACCAAUGGAGAUCAACGAAAUAGUUGUUUGCGAAGAAUUUAAAUGGCUACGAGAAGAAAUCCAUCGCAUCAUUCACAGUUCCUAUACAAUGAGGCGAGUCCAUCCAGUACGUCGAAAUCCGACCUUACAGAUUGCCGAAAAUUAUCUUUCCAAUCUUUUCAGUCUUGGUCUUGAACGAUUUGAAUUAGAAAAUGCAGUGAGAGCUUUCGUGUUCGGCCGCUUGGAUCAAUCUCUGCUGCUCAAACCUUUCUUUGGACUUGAAGAUAUGGAUGAGAGCUUGGAUAUGCAGCUUGGGCUGAGAAAUUUCGAGUCAGUGCUCAAUCAGAAUCACCCAGACAAACACGACGAAAUCGCCGAAUGGAGAACCGCAACAAUGAAAUGUGCGAAACUAUUGCAACCCGUCAACCCAAGUCGUCUACCAGGCCCUUGCAUCCACGUCGCUAAAGAAUUGAUGUGGCUUUUAGACCCCUUACUAAAACACUCCCAGAAUGAGACAGAUCAGCUCAUGGGUCGCUGGCAGACACUUUGCAUGAACGCCCUCAAGUUUACCAUCAAGCUGAGGAAUUACAAAGAUGUGUACCGCUGCGAGGUUCCUCUACCAGGAGACGUGCUUAACGAUGACGAGAUAGACAUACAAUCUGAAGUUCGUAGGGAGGAUUGCAAGAAGUAUGCUGUACCAAAUGGCUGGACUAUUGCGUACGCUCUUUCGGGUGCAUUAGUCAGAUACUCAGCCGAGGAGCCGGAGACAAAGGUAGUCUUAUUGAAGCCAUGGGUAGUGACAUAUGCUCAUCCAGGCGAGAGUGAAUGA
Messenger RNA from Botrytis sinoallii, 1521 nucleotides. RefSeq lists its product as uncharacterized. The coding region runs from base 1 to 1521 and encodes 506 amino acids. The record is from RefSeq and is a predicted model, not a curated record. The transcript is spliced from 3 exons. Lineage: Eukaryota; Fungi; Ascomycota; Leotiomycetes; Helotiales; Sclerotiniaceae.